GUUCCUCCCACUGCGCACACCUGCUCCUCGCUGUCCCAUCAGCCCCAGCUCUGCUUCAGACUGCGCGUGUUAUCACGUUUUACCUGCCUGAUACCGAGUGCACAUCGUCUUAUCCUCCACUGCUUCUGUAUCAGACUUUCACCCUGUCUUCAGUUACUUUUUGUGACACUGACGGUUGAAAAUCGAUAUGUGGGUCAACAUUUGCGCAUUUACGCACAGAAGACGUGUCCAAGAAAGUUCAUCUUUUCUACACCCUGCUUAAAAUCCACCACACACCACGAUUUAUGUCGCAUAAAUAAUCGGGGGUUUUUUCCCCUAAAGUUUCCACAAGCUUCAUCACUUUCACGUCGCCUUGUGUCCAGCAGAGAACUGGAAGUUGAUCCUGUGAAAGUCUGAUCCUGAUUUCCUCUCAGGCACCGGGACCGGCAGCAGCAGCAGGGAUCAGACCUGCAGAGGAACUUCUCCUCGACUUCUGAAGCGGAGAAAACUGCUUUAAAAGACGUUUUAAAGAGAGUCAAUGUAAUAGAUCCCGGCGACUUUUUAUUUCACAUAUUUUUGGCAACACAUAUAAUUCACACGAGGAACAAUAGAAGGACGUCAGGAGCCUUUCUCCUCCUCUGUGCCGGCUGUGGAGGUCCACUGGUGGUCAGAUUCACCAACAGACUCAGAUGGCGGAGCUGCUCAUCCUCACAGGCUCACUGCAGAUCCCCUGAUCUGAUCGGCUGUCAUGGUGGCCUCGGUGACGGAGGAGUGGGCCUGGACUUCACCUCUGAGUAGAUUUCCUCCUCAGGAAUGCUGAUGGAGAAAACCCAAAUCCAGCUCGGUGUUAAUACCCCCGAUUUACUCGCAUGAUCAGAACGAGCUGAUUGUUUGGUCAGAGGGGGUCGAUGACAGCUGGAGGCGUGUCAGCGAUGGGCCGGAAGUUAGAUCUGUCCGGACUGACGGACACCGAGGCGGAGCACGUGCUGCAGGUGGUGCAGAGGGACAUGAGGCUACGCAAGAAGGAGGAGGAGCGCCUCAGUGAACUGAAGCAGGAGCUGGACGAGGAGGGCAGUCGCUGCCUCCUGCUGUCACGGCAGAGUUGCUUCAACCGGCGCUGCUGCAUCCGCUGCUGCUCGCCCUUCACCUUCCUGCUCAACCCCAAGCGCGAGUGCCGCGACUGCCGCUACAACGUCUGCAAGGCCUGCCGGGUCUACAACAAGCGGGACAAAGCCUGGCUCUGCUCCUCCUGCCAGAAGAGCAGGUUGUUGAAGACUCAGUCACUGGAGUGGUUCUACACGAACGUGAAGCAGCGCUUCAAGAGGUUCGGCAGCGCCAAAGUGCUGAAGACUCUUUACAGGAAGCACCUGGUGGAGCACAGCGCGCUUUCAGAACUUACUGAGGGCAGCGCCUACGAGGAGAGUAUCUGCAAUGAGGGCAGCGUCUGUGGGAGCGACUCAGCCUUCUACAGACAAACUGAAGAGCACAGCAUGGCAGAGACACUCACUGUGGCCAUGCGGGUGGCAGAGGAGGCCAUAGACGAGGCCAUCUCCAAGGCCGAGUUCGACACCGCCAGUCAGGAGAAGCAGAAUGAGGCGCACUAUCUGCGGGAGCACAGAGGAGAGCUCAUCGAGGAACUCGCCAAGACGAUUGUGCAGAAAAUCAUUAGCAGGAGGAAGACUUUGGCUGGGAUGAGGGCAGAAUAUGACCAGGACUGGCCACUUGAACACGACACUGACCUUCAGCAUCCUCAUCAGUCUGCCUGCGAUCGAGCCUCCAGCUCCCUCAAACAGCAACCAGGCCUCUGGAGGUCUCACUCCGCCUUCUCGCUGUUGGACAAUGACCCUCCGGGUCUGAUACUAGACUCGACACAGGCGUUGAAGAAGGAAGGAGGAGGGUCGGCCAUGUCGCCCUGGAAGAGCGUAGACCGGCUCGACAAUGCUGUGCUGAAGAGCCCAGAUGGGAACUGGAUUGCCCUGCAGAGCACCCAGCUGUCACGUCCCAGCCUGCUGACCAAGAGGAAGAGCCUGGUCUACAGUGCCUUGGAGAGGGAGUCCGGCGUGGUGUCCGCCUACGAAGGCAUGGGCUCCGACACCGAAACCAAACCCGAGCCCGACAGCUCCUGGGGUGCCGUCCUCCAGGAGAUCCACAGGAAGAUGACGAACUCGUACCUCAACCUGCAGGACAUGAGAAACAGGACCCCGUCCCCGCUGACGAGCCGCCGGGGCAGCAGAGACGAGCUGUUCUCAGACUCUGAGGGGAACUGGAAGUUUCAUAAACCUCUGCUGGCUCUUUUGAAGAAGAAGGUGCCCGCCGAGAUCAGGCGCCCCCCAUCGUCCCCCAGGACCAGCAUCAUCGAUGUGAACUUUAAUGUGGAGGGAGUGACGGAGGAAGAGGGUGGAGAGGCGACUGCAGAGCCAGGAGUGAGAAAAGUCCGGAGGUCACAGAAGAAACGGAAGAGUAAAAAAGAGUUGGCAGCUUCUUCUGUGGAUUACUGUACAAAUGACGACCACUCCCAACAUUCCUCCGAUGCUGUGACCCCCGACACUCUGACCUCUGGAGCCACGACCCCUGAACCAUUGGCCUUCGAGCGUGACAUCACAGCCCACGGGGCCAAUCAGAUGGACAAGGAGCUGUUGUUCAAACGUUCAGCAGGCCGAGGGUCUGAUUUCUCCACCGGAGGAGAGGAAGAAGUCGUCAGCGGAGAGAGAGAUAAUGAAAGUGAUGGACAGAGGGAGGAAGAGAGACAGGGGAGCGAGGACAGAGAUGAGGAAGAUGAGGAGCUGUGGAGGAUGGAUGUCAACUUGGAUGAAGGAAGAACAGAGGAUGAGGAGGAGGUUGAUGAUGAUGAUGAAAAGAUGAAAUCCAGAUUAUACAAGCUCGUCAGGCAGUCCCGACUCACGUACUUCACGUCCACUGACAACGACUUCGACAAAGUCAGCCAGAGUGAGGGAGAAUGGACGGGAGAAAGGGAUGAAGAUGUGGCGGAGCAGAGGGAGGACGAGGCAGACGGACUCACUUUUAAAAUCUGUCAGCUGGAAAAAGAAGUGAGAGCGAGCCAGUUCUCCUCCACCGAGGAUGAGCUGGACAGAGUCGGCGUGGAGGAGGAGGAGGAUGGGAGGAACGAGGAGCUGGCGGCGAAAGUGUGCAGAUUGGCGAACCAAAUCAACGCCGCUCAGUUCUCCUCCACGGAGGAUGAGUUAGACAGAGCAGGGGGAGGUGAAGAGGAGGAGGCGAUAGACGAAGCGGCGCUGUGGAAACUGCAGGCAGAGAAAGCCGUCCAGGCCGCUCAGCUGCGCGAUCUGUCCAGUUUAGUCAGCGCCUCUCAGUUUUCCUCCACCGAGGACGAGCUGGACAGAGUUGGAGAGAACGAGGAAGCAGAUGACGGAGGAGCCGCGAGACGUCUGUGGGACGAGGCAGCGGGGCAGCACCUGCGUCAGGGGAGGAGAGGAUCCUUUGGGGAUCUGGAUGUGAACAUGUUUGACCUGAGGGAUGAAACUGAGGAAGGAAAGAGGGAGAGCAGUGGGGGAAAAGAAAGAACUGGUAAUGUUUUGGAUAGUCAGACAAAAGACGUUCAACAAGAUGAAACGGAGGUGGAGGAAGAGAGGGUGACAGAGACUGAGGAUGAAGAGGAAGAAGAAGUACAAGAUUUGAAAGAGUCAGAGGAAAGGCGAGAGACUGAAGCGGAGAGAACGGACGAGCUAACAAAGGAGAAUCAGCCAGAGGCGAAGUGGCCAGACAAGGAACAGGUCACAGACGCAGAGAGCGAAGAGGAGGACGCAGAAUUCGACAGAAUAAUCAGCAGCAUGUUGAUGAUGACCCUGGAGGACAUGCAGGGAGAGACGUUAAGAGAAGAAGCUGCAGAAAACGGGUCAACGCAUAGAGAAACAGAGGAAGGAGAGACAGAAGAGAGCGUAAGAGCAGGGAGACAAAGUGGAUUUGAGGACAACGAUGUUUGCACAAACACAUCAGAAGAGACAGGAAGAGCAGAAGAGUCUCGGAGUCGAGGCGACAACGUGAUGUCAGAGUCGGCUGUGGAAGAGAGGCCAGGAGGAGACGUGGCCGGGGAAGCUGAGGGUGAUAUUUCGAGUGAGAAGGAGAGUGGAGAUGAAAGAGACACAGACACGCAGGAGGACGGCAAAUUAACGAAAGAAACGCCUUUUAUGACGGAGAUGCACGAGGCCAAACAGACAUAUGAUGACGAAGGACAAGAGGACAGAGGAGGAAAAGUCAUGACGGAGACAAAGGGAGACGGAGCAGAGGGAGGCUGCGACGGUAAAGAAACCGAUGAGAGACUCCAGGAAGCCAAAGAGGAAGAAGACGACGCAGACGACAUGGAGCAGAGCAGCACGCCGUCUCUUCAGGAGGGUUUACUGUCACCAGAGGAGAUUCAAAUUGGUGUUGACCUGGAGCUUUACAAAACACUAGAGUACAUAUCCACUCUGCUGGAGCAGAGGUACUCGGCAGUGUCUCUACGCAGCAUCACCACCGAGGUUCUGAAGGUGCUGAACGCCACCGAGGAGCUGCUGCAGGGCGUGGAUGGAGGAGAUGAGCCCCGAAUGUCCACCCCCUCCGCCCUGCCCCCCAACACAGACCCCAAGAAACUGGACCAACAGUUCUCCAGACUGGAGGAGAACGUGUACGUAGCAGCUGGCACGGUGUACAGUCUGGAGUCGGAGCUGAGCGACCUGGAGGAAUGUGCCCGAGGCAUCUGCAGCGCCACGUCUGAUAUGGAGCUGUCCUUCCUGGAGGAGCAGGUCGCAUCAGCAGCUGCUAAAGUUCAACAGUCUGAGCUACAGAUUUGUGACAUCUCCGCCAGAAUUGCCGCUUUGAAGAGCGCAGGCCUCGAUGUGGACACACAGUCACGCGCCAAUAAGACCAGGACGAUUCCAGUCAUGCCCAUCACCCUGGACUCAUCAAAACAACUGAGGAGGCGAUUACCUGCACCACCAGUGAAAGAAGAUAAGGAAGCUUGAUUCAUCUGCGGUACCUCCAUCACAGCAGUGCCUUGACCCUCUGCAGCCAACAGGCCAGUCUUAAGUCAUCCGUUCGGACACCUUUUUGCCUUAACUUAGUUUUAAACUAAACAUGCCUCAAACAAUUUGGGACACUAGUACUGUAUGUUUACGUGGUGUAGUUGUGCUGUAUGUUACUGACUGUUGAUUCUUGUGUCAUCUUAUCAAAAUGUAGAUAAAACUACUUUAUUAUUAGAUGGAUGACUGAAACAUUCUUCAAUUUGUUGAAGAGGAGCAGGUAAACUCCGAUCACUAAGCAUAAGAAAAAAUUAACUAACAUUUGAGUUUUUUCUUUUAGGUCUCCAAAACGGCUAAAACUGGUAAAAUUAUUACAUCCCACAGCAUGUGCACAAAUCUUAAUGUUUUAAUUUGAAUAAUAUUUAGACUUCUUAACAUUAGCUGUCAAUUUAACUUGCUGGUGAAUAAAAGUUCUAAAGCCGCUAAAACUGUCAGCAGUACAGCUACUGAAUAUUACACUGUGUUUACCACUAACUUAAAUAUACAGAUUACACAAUGGGAAAACAAUUACAGCAUGCUAGAAAAAUGUUGACUGUACAAUGUCUGAAAUAAAUAUAGAUCUGUAUUUUUCCAUGGUUGUAGAUGUUGUAGUAUACAUAUUUUGUUUUCUGCCUUCAAUGUUAAAUUCAGAAAAUAAAGUAAAAAUUCAAACA
Molecule: messenger RNA, 5665 nt
Organism: Acanthopagrus latus (yellowfin seabream)
Lineage: Eukaryota; Metazoa; Chordata; Actinopteri; Spariformes; Sparidae
Product: rab effector MyRIP
Exons: 18
Coding region: 888-4955 (1355 amino acids)
Biological process (GO): intracellular protein transport
Cellular component (GO): cortical actin cytoskeleton
Molecular function (GO): small GTPase binding; myosin binding; actin binding
Source: RefSeq, a predicted model, not a curated record